This is a messenger RNA of Rotaria sordida, 1200 nucleotides long. NCBI's taxonomy places the organism in Eukaryota, Metazoa, Rotifera, Eurotatoria, Philodinida, Philodinidae. The record is from the annotation of a GenBank genome assembly.
AUGAAUUUAACAAUUGAAAAUUUACUCUUGGAUAUGAAAGAAGAACGGAAAAAAACAAAAAAUGAUGAAGAUGAUGAUUAUAUACUUGUUCAACAAGUAAAUAGUCAAUGGCCAAAAUUAUUUGAUAUUUAUUUUUUAUCAACAACAACACGUCUUACUCAAACAUCAACUUGUACAACAAGUGAUGAUGAUCUUAUUUUUUAUGUUAGACGUAAAACAAUGGAUGAGUUUCAACGUUCAUUACAUUCCGUAGAAGCUUUUCGUCAUCAUGAUACAAAACGUCAACCAAAAUUAGCAUCACCAGACUAUGAUUGGGAAGAAACAACAAAUCUUAAUCUUGUUCUUCAUCAAUUUGAAUAUACAGUAACAAUAGCUGUUUGUAUUAAAUCAAGUAAUAAACAUUUACAAGUUAUAAAACGUUUAUCAACAAGAGUUUAUGCAAGUCCAUCACGUCGUGAUAUGGAAAAUAAAGGAAUAGAAGAAAAAAUAACUUAUCCAAAUAUAUAUUUUAUUGUUGAUAAUUUUGAAGAUACAUUUUGUGAAAUGAUUGUAAACGAAGGUCAGAUUGUAUGUGUUGAAUUAAUAGCAAAAAAUCCUGUUUUAAAUGAAUCAAGAGUUUUAUUUCUUGGUUCUAUUAAAUAUGAAGCUUUAAAAAAUGUUUAUGAAAAUCGAGCUACAACAAGUAUUCGUGUCGCUCAACGAAUGUCAUUAGGAAUGUAUACAAAACAACGAAUGGAAUUUGUUCGAAUGCGUGGACCGAAUGGCAAAGGUCAUGCAGAAAUGGCUGUUAGUCGAUAUCGAUCAAAUCAAUCUGAGAUAACACCUGAAUCAAGUCCAACAACACCACCGACAACUACAUUUGAUGAAGAAAAUUGGAAUCAACGUCGUACAAAUGAGAAUGAUUCAGUGAGUCAAUACAUUCCAUCGACAUCGAACCAACAACAAAAUUCAUCUAAUGCAACAGCAUCAGAAGUAGAAUCAACUGAUACUCAACGAGAAUUAUCUGAUGAUACAAGUGGUUUUCUUGGUCGUACAUUAAAUCAAGCAAUGAAUUGGAUGCGUGGAUCAAAUCCAAAUCUUAAUCAAUCAAUAAAGACUUUUCCAUUACAAACAUGUCUUACAUAUUUAACAUUACCUUGUGAUUUAAUUGUUAAAGAUAUUCUUGAACCAAAUUCAAUACCUAUUCUUACAGCUCCAUAA